This is a messenger RNA of Eremothecium cymbalariae DBVPG#7215, 1596 nucleotides long. It is a transcript of the gene POL4, whose product is annotated as DNA-directed DNA polymerase IV. Gene Ontology annotation, molecular function: DNA-directed DNA polymerase activity; DNA binding. Gene Ontology annotation, biological process: double-strand break repair via nonhomologous end joining. Gene Ontology annotation, cellular component: nucleus. Lineage: Eukaryota; Fungi; Ascomycota; Saccharomycetes; Saccharomycetales; Saccharomycetaceae. The coding region runs from base 1 to 1596 and encodes 531 amino acids. The transcript has a single exon. The record is from RefSeq and is a predicted model, not a curated record.
AUGUUCAAAGGACACAAGUUUGUGAUUCUUCCUACGUCGAGGACACCGAAGUGCCGGGUGGUUGCAGGGUUGAUUGAGAAGCACGGUGGUGAAGUGGUUGGGGGGUCGUCUGAGGGGGGAGGUGGUGAUCACGUGAUAUAUUUGAUUCAAGACAGUUAUUUAAAUGCAGGUGAUGAGGUCAAGAACAUGGAGGUGUUUCGAUUAGAGAGCGAUGUGGACUUGCAGCGGUUGAACUGGGAUGUGGUACGGCCUGUGAGGCUUUCGUGGGUUAGUGAGUGUUUGAAGCAGGGAGAAAUGGUGUGUCGAGAUGAGUUUGCGGUGAAGCAGGGUUGGUGCGGCAGUAGUUCGAAGGAACGGCGGUUGUCCCCUGAUAGAAAGCGGCGCAAAGUACAGGAGACGGUAAAGCAGGAGGGGCAGGGGCAGGGGCAGGAAAGGAGGGUCGAGCAAUCCCUUGGGGAGAAUGUUAUUAUCUCAGAGGCUCUUCAACGGCUUGCAACGAAAAGUAACCUUCAAGGCGAGCCUUUUAAACGUCGUGCGUAUAUGAUGGCUAGUGCAGCGUUGCUUGAAUGUGGGCAUCCGGUGCGUACGUAUGAGGAUGCGCUUGCGCUUCCGGAUGUUGGUAGCGGGAUUGCUACCAAGAUAGCGCAGUUGGUAGCUAAUGGUGGUCGUAUACCAGGGCUUGAGUUAGAUCUUUCAGAACAAGAGAAGAUUUUAGAAUAUUUCGUUCAGUGCCAUGAGGUGGGUCCGACGACUGCAUCCCAGUGGCAAGCACUGCACUACAAAAGUUUCAAGGAUGUGUUAACUCAUACAAAGCAGUGGAAUUUGCACUGGUCAAUUUUGUAUGGAAUGAGGUUCUUUGAAGAAUGGCAGUUGCGGAUGCCGCGAAGCGAGGUUGAGGAGCACCUAGAGUUUAUACGCAAGCAUGCGCAGCCGGGACUUGUUAUCGAGGCAAUGGGGUCAUAUAGGAGAGGUCGUAAAGAUUGUGGAGACAUUGAUCUCCUAGUGUAUCGCGAAGGUUGCGAGGAUGUGGCAAUGUUAUCUCAGGAUCUUGAGCAGUUGGUGCGACGUUUAGUAAAAGUGGAUUAUAUAGUGUGUCCGCUACAACUAAGUGAAGCACUACAACCGUUGUUCGCGUCCCAGAUUCGCCAGCUGCUCCAGAACCUUGGAGUCGAGUACUCGGGGCGGUUUGGUGACGGCAAAAUGCAUCUGAAGAAGUUUUACUGUGCCGUGAGGUUACCUGGCAGUCAUUGUAGCGCAACUACCCUCGCUCCUGUAGUACCAUACAAAGACAUAGACAAGACUCUUUUUGCUGCUUGGAGUCAAUCUGAGGCGCAUCCACAUCGUUGUAGGCGUUUAGAUUUACUAUGUUGUAAGUGGAGUGAAAUCGGUGCACAUCGUCUGUAUUUUACAGGAGACGAUGAGCUAAACAAGACGAUGAGAACUCGGGCUGCAAAACAAAAUAUGAACUUAAACCAGCAUGGAUUGUUUUAUCGCGAUAGCGAAGCAUGUAUAGAGAGUUUUGACGAGUACAGGAUUAUGCAGCUCCUAGGAAUUCCGAAACUAGUCCCCACUGAAAGAUCUAGGGUGCGUUUUUAG